Molecule: messenger RNA, 3858 nt
Organism: Oncorhynchus mykiss (rainbow trout)
Lineage: Eukaryota; Metazoa; Chordata; Actinopteri; Salmoniformes; Salmonidae
Product: dihydrolipoyllysine-residue acetyltransferase component of pyruvate dehydrogenase complex
Biological process (GO): pyruvate decarboxylation to acetyl-CoA
Cellular component (GO): pyruvate dehydrogenase complex
Molecular function (GO): dihydrolipoyllysine-residue acetyltransferase activity
Source: RefSeq, a predicted model, not a curated record
GGGCGUAGGACGAGGGAAGGAGAGCCGUAAAGCGUUGUGUUGUGAUGAGAGAGGUCAUUGGAAAGUGAGCACAGAGCUACCUGGGCUGGUUCGGGGGACAGAAAGAUACUUUAUUGCUACCAGCUAUUCCGGUACCGGAGUAGAUCCAGCGGAAUUUAAAAGGUCUUUAGCGACUAAACUAACCAAGACGAAAUGCUUCGUCUCGUCCUGCGGCUGAGGAAUUCUUCAGCGAUUCCCCGGUGCCGUGGUGCCCUACCUGGGCCUGCCCUGAGCUCUCGCCCCUCUCCGGGACCUUGUCAUCUGAGGCUUUACCACGGUUUUGUCCGGUCAAGGGCUGUUUGCAAUGGAGGUAGUUUGAACACCGUGGUGUUCGCCAGCAGAACAGCCCCGCUGCCCGCCAGCGGCACCCAGCGCUUCUACAGCCUACCACCGCACCAGAAGGUGGAGCUGCCUGCUCUGUCCCCCACCAUGCAGACUGGAACCAUCGCUCGCUGGGAGAAGAAGGAGGGAGACAAGAUCAAUGAGGGAGACCUUAUCGCUGAGGUGGAGACUGACAAGGCCACGGUGGGGUUUGAGCUGUUGGAGGACUGUUACCUGGCUAAGAUCCUGGUAGCUGAAGGAACUGGAGUUUCCGUGGGCUCUGUCAUCUGCAUCACUGUCGACAGUGCUGAUCUGAUCCCAGCCUUUAAGGACCUGACGUUGGACAAGCUGGCUGCUAGCUCCGCCCCUUCUGCAGCUGCCCCUCCCCCCCCCACUGCUGUCGCCCCUGGAAGCUCCCUACCACCCCACAUGAAGGUGUGUCUGCCAGCCCUGUCUCCUACUAUGACCAUGGGGACAGUGCAGCGCUGGGAGAAGAAGGUUGGAGAGAAACUCAGUGAAGGAGAUCUACUGGCGGAGAUAGAGACCGACAAGGCUACCAUCGGGUUUGAGGUGCAGGAGGAGGGUUACCUGGCGAAGAUCAUGGUGUCUGAGGGAACGCGUGACGUUCCCCUGGGCGCUCCUCUCUGCAUCAUCGUGGAGAAGGAGAGUGACAUCGCUGCCUUCAGCGACUAUGUAGAGGCAGCGGGGACUGAUGUCUCCACCCCACCCCCUGCUCCUGCACCAGCACCGGUUGUUGCCCCCACUCCUGCAGCAGCUAGCCCAGCUCAUGUGGCCCCGGCAACCCCAAGGAAAGGGCGUGUCUUCGCCAGUCCGCUAGCCAAGAAGCUCGCUGCAGAGAAGGGCAUUGACCUGGCCCAGGUCAGCGGCUCCGGUCCUGAUGGUAGAGUCACCAGGAAAGACAUUGAGACUUUCGUCCCCCCCAAGGCUGCCCCUGCUGCUCCUGUUGCUGCAGCCCCUCCUUCCCCGGCUAGCCACGCCCCUACACCUGCCCCGGGUGUUGCCGUGCCAACAGGCACCUUCACUGACGUUCCUAUCAGCAACAUCCGCAGGGUGAUAGCCCAGAGGUUGAUGCAGUCUAAACAGACCAUUCCCCACUACUACCUGUCUGUUGACGUCAACAUGGACCAAGUCCUGGAACUACGCACGGAGCUCAACGCUGAGGUAAAGGCCCAGAACAUCAAGCUGAGUGUGAAUGAUUUCAUCAUUAAAGCCAGCUCUCUGGCCUGCCUCAAGGUCCCGGAAGCCAACUCCCAAUGGCUCGACUCUGUCAUCCGACAGAACCAUGUGGUGGACGUGAGUGUGGCGGUGAGUACACCCAACGGUCUGAUAACGCCCAUCGUGUUCAACGCCCACACCAAGGGACUGGCUGCUAUCAGUUCUGAUGUCUCAGCCCUGGCUGCCAAGGCCCGCGACGGGAAACUACAGCCGCAUGAGUUCCAGGGAGGCACGUUUACCAUCUCUAACCUGGGAAUGUUUGGCGUCAAGAACUUCUCAGCCAUCAUUAACCCUCCCCAGGCCUGUAUUCUGGCAGUAGGGGGCUCAGAGAAGAGACUGCUGCCCGCUGACAAUGAGAAAGGGUUUGAUGUGGCCAGCAUGAUGUCGGUGACGUUAAGUUGUGACCAUCGCGUGGUGGACGGAGCAGUGGGAGCUCAGUGGCUCGCAGAGUUCAGGAAGUUCCUGGAGAAGCCUGUCACCAUGCUGCUCUGAUUGGAUAACACCCUCACCAGGCCACACUGUGGUUGGCUGGAGCCGUCGCCAAGCUGAUUGGUGGAAACCGUUCAUCAUGUUUCUGUGAUUGGCUGGCCCACCACAAGGACACUCCCCCUCCCCCUUAAAGGGGUGAGGCAGGACUCACUCCCCUCAGAAUAUAAGACACUUUUCCCUCUUCCUCUGUCUCUCGCCCUCCAUAACUGUUGACAUAGUUAUUGACAUAGUUACAGUUUAGCCUAGUGGCUGUGAUGUCACUACAACAUGUUGUUUAUAAAGGUAACUGUUACAGUUGGGAGAAGAUUGUGUUUAAAGUUUAAAAAAAAUAUGAGAUUGGAGCUAAGAGUACGUUAGCAAAGAGAGAGAGAGACCUGAAGAGACACACAGACAAACACACACACUAGCCCAGCCCCUCUGAUCAGCCUGCUAUGUAGAACCAGUAUAGUCACACACUAGCCCAGCCCCUCUGAUCAGCCUGCUAUGUAGAACCAGUAUAGUCACACACUAGCCCAGCUCCUCUGAUCAGCCUGCUAUGUAGAACCAGUAUAGUCACACACUAGCCCAGCCCCUCUGAUCAGCCUGCUAUGUAGAACCAGUAUAGUCACACACUAGCCCAGCCCCUCUAUUCAGCCUGCUAUGUAGAACCAAUAUAGUCACACACUAGCCCAGCCCCUCUGAUCAGCCUGCUAUGUAGAACCAGUAUAGUCACACACUAGCCCAGCCCCUCUGAUCAGCCUGCUAUGUAGAACCAGUAUAGUCACACACUAGCCCAGCCCCUCUAUUCAGCCUGCUAUGUAGAACCAAUAUAGUCACACACUAGCCCAGCCCCUCUGAUCAGCCUGCUAUGUAGAACCAGUAUAGUCACACGCUAGCCCAGCCCCUCUGAUCAGCCUGCUAUGUAGAACCAGUGUUGUUUAUGUAAAUACAUUGACAGGAGGUCCACAUCUCUGCUGGUUGUCUUCUCUCCAUGGUAGGUAAUUGAGCGAUUGAAUGUCACUGAUUGGCCAGAGUUCAAUCGCCUAUAGCAGGUCUGAAUCAGUCCCUGAUUACAGAGGAAAGAUGACAACCAACCGUGCAGCUGACCUCCAGGUAUGGAGCUGAGAACAGCUGAUCUAUCUUGUGAUGCUCUAUGAUCAGCUGAUCUAGCUUGUAAUGCUCUAUGAUCAGCUGAUCUAUCUUGUGAUGCUCUAUGAUCAGCUGAUCUAUCUUGUGAUGCUCUAUGAUAGGGGUCUCCAACAGGUCCAUCUACCAGUAGCUACCAGCCCACCUAUGAGUAGUUCACCAAACAAUUCUGAAAGUACAUGCAAUUGUCAGUAUCAGACACAGAAAGCUCCCAACUACUAUCUAAACAACACAACGUUGACAUUAUCCCACCCCUGGUUAGCGACUAUUGGCUUCAAAAGCCAAACCUAACACAAUAUCUGGCAAUUAUUUUCCAACAAUAUUGCCUCUGUCUGUGUGGUGUGCAUGUUUUUCUAUCACUCAGUGUGUAGCCAGUUAAUAUGAUAACCGUCUUGUGGUUUUACAAAAAGACUUUCGCCAAAACCUUCUCAAUUAAACGUUAACUGCAAAGUAGGCUUUUACCUGGCAGAAGCAUAUCAUGAGUAAGUACGUCAUUUGCAUCUGUUAUUUGUUAACUGCCAUGAACUGAGCAGCAGCAGUCCAGAACCAUCACUAUAUCAGCACAUUAGAUGGGACAUUCCUCACUCCCCAGAUUCACAAUUAAAGGGCCAGAUGCACAAUUAAAGGGGAAUUAUACCCCAAAAAGUC